This is a messenger RNA of Musca vetustissima, 462 nucleotides long. Its product is annotated as arylalkylamine N-acetyltransferase-like 2. NCBI's taxonomy places the organism in Eukaryota, Metazoa, Arthropoda, Insecta, Diptera, Muscidae. The record is from RefSeq and is a predicted model, not a curated record. Bases 1 to 462 code for a protein of 153 amino acids. Gene Ontology annotation, molecular function: N-acetyltransferase activity. The transcript has a single exon.
AUGGCAUUGGAAAAGGCGGAAAUAAUUGGUGUUUCAAUAGCCUUACCGAAAAAUCACGCCUCAAUUGGAGAAUAUUUUGAAGCAGCCCAAAAGGCUGGCAAAACUAAACAUGGUUAUAUAAUGCAGCUAUUUGGAGAGAUAAUUUUAAAAACAGACGUUUUCAAACGUUAUGGUGUUGAAGAGGUUUUGUAUUUAUAUAUUGCUUCGGUGGCGCCCAAUCAACGUGGUAGAAAUAUUGGAGCCCUUAUGCUGGGGGAAUUGAUGCAAUUGGCGAAAGAGAAGAAUUAUAAGGUUCUGACGGCGGACUGCAGCAGUUAUUAUUGUGCUAAAGUUUGUGAACGUAUGGGCAUGGAAUGUCUUAGCACGGUGGCAUUUGCGGAUUAUUUGAAUGAGGAGGGUGAAGUCAUAUUUAAACCGCCAGCACCACAUGUUGCUAUGAAAACAUAUGCGAAACGAGUGUAA